This is a messenger RNA of Closterium sp. Naga37s-1, 1623 nucleotides long. Lineage: Eukaryota; Viridiplantae; Streptophyta; Zygnematophyceae; Desmidiales; Closteriaceae. The record is from the annotation of a GenBank genome assembly.
AUGCGACUGCAGCAGUACAAGAACUACAAGAACCUCGACGUGUCAUUGGAUGUUGUUGAUAAGGCGCGCGCGGUGUUUAUGUGCACGCACAUGCGUCAUCACGAGAGCAAGUGUCAGGCGUCCUCGAUUCUCCCUUUCUUUCAUCUCCUCCUCGUUUUGCACCUCUUCUCUUCCUCCGGAUUCCCUCCUCCUUCUCCCUCCCCAGCCCCGUUCCCUUCUCACCCCUUCUUCUGCCUGCCUUAUCCUGCAUCUUGCCUCACCCUCCACCCUCCACGAUAUGGCCAAGUCACACUUGGCCUCCUCAAUUUUCCCCUCUUCUUUCUCCGUACCCUCUUCUUCCUCCUCACCCCUUCCCCUCUCCCUCUCCUCUGGCUCCUUCUUUCCUGCCUUACCCCUCGUCUUGCCUGUCAAUUCUCCCAGGAAGUGCAGCAGGUGACGACGGGAAGCAAUUUCUACGAGUUCACGCACAACACGCGCGCAGUCAAGUCCACCAUCGUGCACUUCCAGCUGCGCAACCUCGUGUGGGCCACGUCAGCGCAUGACGCGUACUCGCUGCACCACCACGUCAUCAACCACUUCUCGCCGCUCACGUGCAAGUCCACCCCGGUCCUGGACCUCGGAAAUUCUCUCGUCGCCAGGCGCCACGCCCUCCCGCACGCCCACACGUCCACAGCAGGCGCGCGGGGCGCAGGGGGCGCGGGGGGCGCGGGGGGUGCAGUAGGCAGGGGGGAUCAGUGCAGCGGAGUGCAGCUGGAGCCCUUUGCGAGGGCGAUUUACACGGGGGCCAUGCCCUCCGCUGGAGGCUCCGCUGCUGCUGGGAGAAGCAACACCAGUGGUAGCGGUACAGAGGAGGGCAGAGCGGUGCAGGGGAGAGAGGCAGGGGGACUGGCGCUUUCUCAACAGCAGCAGCGGCUCGGCACAGGCUCGGAAGCAGACGCAGGCUCGGGGUCGGAAGCUGGAGUGGCGUUCACAGGGCGGGUAUCCCGGGAUCAGAGUGUCAUCACGAACGCCAUUGAGAUCUUCAGAUCUAACAGUGGAGCACUGAGUGUGCUCACGUCCAACAACGACUGUGUGGUGAGGGACUUCGACGUCGCCACCUUCUCCAUCCUCUCCCGCCACACCUUCCCCUGGCCCGUCAAUGUUGUAGCGCGCAUGCAGGGCCACGUGAACUACUCCUUCGCUACAGCCUGGCACCCGGGCGGCAACCUCUUUGCCACGGGCAACCAGGACACCACGUGCCGAGUGUGGGACCGGCGGCGGCUUGACAAUUCCCUGUUCACUCUCAAGGGGCGACUUGGGGCCAUUCGGUCUCUCAGAUUCACUAGUGAUGGCAGGUUCAUGGCCAGCAAACUUCGUGCAUGCCAACCUGCUCCCCCCCUCCUAUCCACUCCCCUUCCGCCUAGGUUCAUGGCCAUGGCUGAGCCAGCCGACUUCGUGCAUGUCUUUGACACGAGCAGCGGGUUUACUCGAGCACAGGAGAUUGACAUCGUCGGCGAGAUUGCGGGGAUAUCGUUCUCCCCCGAUACUGAGGCGCUCUUUAUUGGCGUGGCGGACCGCACGUACAGUAGUCUCCUGGAGUACAGCCGCUCACACUCGUACGCCUAUCUUGAUGCUUGCAUUUAA